UGCGGGACCAUAGUGGGCAUUUGGUGGCGGUGUAUGGAAUAAGCGAUAGGCUCUGUACAGAUUGCCACUCGAUUUUACCGUAUUUGUCUCGGUGGUGAUCGAAUUAGCGCCGGCGGUAGUUAGUGGAAGUGGCAUCAAAUGAUACAAUCCAAUCCUGAUAGCUAAAAACAAGGCCAAUAUGGUCGUUAGCCAUCUGGCAUAUCCCACCUCGAGGUCAGCGUCGAAGGUAGUCAAACUCGAUGUUCGGCCCGACACCACGGUACGCGAAUUCGUCAACCUGCUUGUGAACCAAAAGCGCCACCAGUAUGAGUUCAACAGCGAUGGCCAAGGCUGCAGAUAUUGGACCGACCAUCAGAUUGAUCUCUUUCGGAGUUGCGGUCUCGUGGUUAACGGGGCCCAAAUCAUAGAGGCCAAAAAUGCUAUUCUUACGCAGUACCCUAGUGGAAAUCAAUACCCUCUCGUGGUCGGCCCCUACUAUUGAUGAUUCCCUAUUGUCUUGCGAAACUGCUUGAAUCUGUGUUCCUUUUGAACUUGUUGCAUGGCCGUGUUUGUGUCUCCUGACCUCCUAGCGAGACCUAUUCUGUUUUGGCGGGCUUAAUUGCUGGUUGAAUACAGAGCUUCACUGUUCGGCUGUCGUCUCAAAGCUCUAUCUGUACUUAGUUAUUCACUAUCAAUGUCUUGCAAUACAAUGUGUGUGUGU
Molecule: messenger RNA, 700 nt
Organism: Aspergillus glaucus CBS 516.65
Lineage: Eukaryota; Fungi; Ascomycota; Eurotiomycetes; Eurotiales; Aspergillaceae
Exons: 3
Coding region: 179-481 (100 amino acids)
Source: RefSeq, a predicted model, not a curated record